Molecule: messenger RNA, 429 nt
Organism: Strongyloides ratti
Lineage: Eukaryota; Metazoa; Nematoda; Chromadorea; Rhabditida; Strongyloididae
Exons: 1
Coding region: 1-429 (142 amino acids)
Source: RefSeq, a predicted model, not a curated record
AUGACUUCUGAAAAUGAAUCACAUAGUGAAGAAAAGACAAAAAAAGAUAAGAAGCAUAAAAAAAGUAAAGUAACAACUCAAAUUACUAUGUUUAAUAAAACCAUUCCUUUUGAUACAACAACAAAAAUGGGACAAAUUCUUUUAUCAACUUUAAAAAUAAACAACUUGGUAAAGGAUUCAACUGUUAAUAAAGUAACUACGAAAAAAACAGAUAUAAUUUAUACAAAAAUUACUACUACCAAAAAAUUAGUUACAAUUGAAACUAGUACAAAAACACCAAAAAUUGAAAAUAUUAUUAAUUUAACAAGUCCUGAAAUAACAAAAAAAGUUCAAUUAUUUCCAGAGAUAACUACAACAAAACCAACCAUUUAUUAUAUCUCCGAAACACCAAAUAAUAUAUUUUUAAAAACUAAAAUUAUAAAUAAUUAA